CGUGUCAUUCACUCGAGCCGGACCCGUGGGUUUCUUGCAUUCAAUUCAACACGAGUUCAGUCCCGAUCCCCAGAUCCGCCACGAGAGAAUAAAGAGAAGCCGGUCGACCGUUACUCGCGGAUGCCGUUGCGCCGGCGCGCCGUUUCAAAUUUCGAACCCCUCGCUUCAUCAUCGUAUUAACACCCAACGGCCCAACCAAACCCAAGAAACCAACCUACCCAACGAGUCCAUGGACGAGAGGAGGGAGAUGGAUCUGCCAGCGGCAAGGAGAGCGGCCACCGCCAGCGGCACCCCCACGGCGACGCGCGGCUCCAGCACGGGCUCCUCCUGCUCCUCCAGCUCCAACCCCGCCGCCUCCGCCUCCACGGGGACGCCGCCUCCCACCACCAUCGUGCCGUGGGCGGCCCGCGCCGGGGGCGCGGGGGACAGCUGCUACUACCCGGGGUGCCGCAAGGACGCCAACUGCGCCUGCGAGAUGUGCCUCGCCAGCAUCAACGCCACGCGGGACCUCAUCCUCGCGCCCGAGGCGGCCGCCGCGCGCAGGUUCUUCGCCGGCGCCGCCAGGGACCGGAGGCCCGCGCUCUUCUGCCGCGACCGCGACUCGGCGACGGGAUCCGACGUGACGGAGCCGUGGACGCCGCUGAUGUGGUCCACGGCCAAGUCCAGGCGGCCCGGGCGGGCGGCGGAGGCGGCAGCCGGGGGCCGCGGGAAGAGAGCCGGGUCGCACGACUGGGCGCUCUACGCGGCGACUGUUCUUGGGUUCUUGAUUCUUCUGUGGGUGGACACGGGGCUCGUCCCGGAGGCCGCGGCGAGGGGGUUCGGGCCAAAGUUGUCGCCGGAGGCUGUGGCGUGGGUGGGGGCCGAGGCGCGACUCGCGCCUGGAGGCCUGGACAACAAACUGGGUGUCCUGGAGCAGCGGGUCGGGCACCUCGUCGGCGGCGAGAGGGUCGCCAACUGCAGCUCACAAGACUCUGUCUGGCAAUUCCACCAGGAUGAUCAGCAUGUGUUCCACUGGCGCUGCACGGUGUACAAGUCGGCGGCGGAGGAGGUCAGCGUCUGGGGGAGCCCUCUUCGUACCUCCGGCCUCCUCCCGGCCACUCUCUCGCCACGGCACCUCACCCUCCUCGCUGGCAAGAUCACAGAGUGGUCUGACGGGCGGGUGUGGCCGACAGUGAGGGCGAGCAACGGCAGCUCCUGGGGCUACCGGCGUCACAGCGCGGCGGCGGUGCGGCUGGAGCCGGAGACGUGGGUGCUGGAGUACCAGCGGAGCGCGCUGUUCGAGGGCACACGGCUGAUACCGGCCGCCGCGGAGCUGCUCUCUUCCAGGUGCUCGACGAUGGCGCGACGGGCGCGGCGAAGGCUGGCAAGACGGCGGCUUUCCGGUGGCGCACAGGCGAACCCAACCUGAUUUGGGCUGGCCUGAGAUCAUUUUACUCUUUGGGGGUGCUUUUAGCUAGCUCUAGGUUCAUCUCAUCUCCUGUGAGGUCAAUCUGAAUGACUGUUCUUUGGGGUUUUUUUUUUAAUGGGUGUUCUUUUGGUUGGUUGCAGUGAUGUUGUUGGCAGACAGCCGUAUCAGAACGCUGGUAAUCUUUUGUCCAAGUAGUAUUAUUUAGGAUCAUCAACCAUGAUUUAGUACAUGCUUGUACCUGUCAUUUGUGUUGAACCACGAAGUUGAGGCCCAACCGCAU
Phragmites australis (common reed) is the source of this 1688-nucleotide messenger RNA. RefSeq lists its product as uncharacterized. Gene Ontology annotation, cellular component: endoplasmic reticulum. NCBI's taxonomy places the organism in Eukaryota, Viridiplantae, Streptophyta, Magnoliopsida, Poales, Poaceae. The record is from RefSeq and is a predicted model, not a curated record. Bases 230 to 1408 code for a protein of 392 amino acids. The transcript is spliced from 3 exons.